AUGGCUUAUUUUGGAAAUAAUCCAUAGCGUGGAGAAUUGUAAGAGCUUUAUGCAGAUUUAAAUGAUUUGAAUUUUGAGAAGAAGAAAGAAGUAAGGAUUACUGUAAAUAGUAUAGGCUGUAAAGAAAGUGAUUGCUUAUAUGACAGUAGGUAAAGACGUAUCAGAUUUAUUUCAAUCUGUUAUAAAAUGUUUAGAAUUUAAUGAUAUAGAGAUGAAAAAGCUUGUAAUUAUCUAUGAUUAUUAGGUAGAUAUAUUUAUACAUUGUUAAUUAUUCCAGAUAAAAGCCUGACGAUGCCAUUAUGGUGAUAUAAAAUUUUAGAAAAGAUGUGAGAAAAUCAGAAAAUCCUUUAGUAAGAGCACUUGCUAUAAGAACUUUUGGAUGUUUGAGAGUACCAAAACUUAAUGAAUAUUUAAUUGAGCCUUUAAAAGAUUGCAUAUAAGAUGAUGAUCCAUAUGUUCGUAAAACUGCUGUUUUAUGUGUUCCAAAAGUAUUAAAAAAAUGAUCACAUUAGGUAUAUGAAGUGUCACCUGAAAUAUGUCCUGCACUAUUAGAAUUAUUGCAGAAAUUAUUAGAGAAGGAAUCUAAUGCUUUGGUAUUGGCUAAUUUGAUUUAAUCAAUGAGAGAAAUUGAGGUAGUUAGUGGUAAAUAGCUUAUCAAUUUAAAUCAGAAGAUCAUCUAAAAGUUAUUGUUAGCUGUUGAUGAAUGUAUAGAAUGGGGAUAAAUAUUUAUUUUGGAUUAUUUAGCUACUUACAAUCCUUAGGAUUCAAAAUAAGCUGAAAUUAUUAUAGAAAGAACACUUCCAAGACUUAGUCAUAUUAAUCCAACAGUAACAUUCUGUGCUGUCAAAGUAAUACUUAAAUAUUUGGAUUUUUUGGAUAAUGGAGAAUUAGUUAAAAAUCUAUGUAAGAAAGUGGCACCAUCUUUAAUUUCUUUAUUAUCUUGGAAUUAACCUGAAGUUUAAUAUACUAUCUUAAGAAAUAUAUCUUUGAUUUUACAAAAAUUCCCAAUUCUAUUUGAAAAUGAUGUUAAAGUCUUUUUCUGUUCCAUUAAUGAACCCUAUUAUAUCAAAUAUGAAAAAUUAGAUAUUAUGGUUAGAAUUUGUGAUUCUAAAAACUUUGGACAGGUUCUUAAUGAACUUCUCAUUUAUUUAAAUGAAGCUGAUCCUCAUUUUGUUAGAAAGACUAUUAAAUCAAUUGGAAAAAUUGCAAUCACUUAUGACAAAGCUUUAGAUAAGUAAAUUUAUUCUAUAAAAUUUUAGAGCUGUUUCUAUUUUGGUUGAAUUGGCUAAAAAUAUCUAAUAACCUACAGAACCUGUUUAAGAAUUACUUAUAUAAAUGUAACUUAUUUAUAAAAAGAAUAAAUAAAUGUAUAAGCAUGAUGAGAGUUUAAAAAUCAUUUAUUCUAUUGUUGAUUAUGCAAAUGAACCAGAAUCAAAAGUAAUUUAUAAUUAUUUAUAAAUAGAGUGCAUGUGCCUGGAUUUUAGGAGAAUUUGGAGAAUUCAUUCCUAAAUCAGUUGAAAAAAUGAAAGAAUAUGUAGAUAAUUUUUAAAUGGAAGAUAGAUUAGUUUAACUUUAAUUACUCACUUCAGCAGUUUAGUUAUAUCUUAAAUAUCCAUCAUAAUGUGCAACUCUAAUUUAAUAAUUGAUCACUUCUGCUAAAGAUUCAUUUAAUCCAGAUGUGAGAGAUAGAACUUAUAUUUAUUGGAGAUUAUUAUCAACAGAUCCUGAAGUUGUUAAGAACUUAGUUUGCUUUAAUAGUGGAACCUUCUCAAAUUUUUCAAAGGAUCUACGCUUAUGGGAAACCUAAGAUUUAGUUGUAGCUUUGGAAAAUAUGGGAAGUAUCAGCAAUCUAUUUCAUAAAUUACCCCAUUAAUUAUACAAGAACAUUAAAAUUAAAAUCAAGUAUUUAAUCAUAUUCAUUCUAUAGCAAUUAAUAGAAUGUUAAAAUUUAUAAAGGAGAAGAAAAACCAGAUACAUAAGCAUAAGACUAACAAGAUGAAAAUAAUCAAAAUAAUAAAAAAGAAUUAUAAUAAUAAUCAUAAUAAUAAUAAUUAUAAGAUGUUGAUCUUUUAAAUUUUGAUGAACCUUCUAAUAAUAAUAAUAAUAAUAAUAAUAAUAAUAAUAAUAAUAAUAAUAAUAAUAAUAAUAAUAAUAAUAAUAAUAAUAAUAAUAAGACAGAUCUAUUUGAGCUUAUUUGA
This is a messenger RNA of Paramecium sonneborni, 2198 nucleotides long. NCBI's taxonomy places the organism in Eukaryota, Ciliophora, Oligohymenophorea, Peniculida, Parameciidae. The record is from the annotation of a GenBank genome assembly.